CACCAGGGUGUCCCGGCGCGCAGCAUGGCGGGCUCGCCCCGUCGCCGUAGGUCCUGGGCCGAGCUGCUGGCGGGAAGGGUCAAGAGGCAAAAGCAUGAUCCGGAAAGGGAACAGAAGUUGCAGAACUCGGCCGUGCAGCUUCUGAGACGCCACCAAAGCAUGCGUGACCUUUUGCUGGAGAUAGAAGAUCCACCCUGUGAAAAAUCGUGCUUCAGCGGAUUGAUUGAUUGUGACAGUGACAAGGCCUACACUGAUGGUUCUCAUUCCUUCAUAGGCUCUGCUUUUCGGGAUCAGGCCUCAAAGCUGGGGGUUCCUGUGGGGAUCCUGUCAGCCAGGACAGUUGCCUGCAGUGUCAAGCUGGUCUGUGAGGAGCCCAGCCACCCUGUGCUGCUCAGCACAGAGCAAAGAAAGAAACUGUUUUCCUUGCUGGAGAUUGCUCAGUAUUUACUGCAACACAGCAUGUUCUCUCGCCUCUCCUUCUGUCAAGAAGUAUGGAAAGCACAGAAUGCUCUCUUGCUUGAAACUGCGUGGCGUCUUCAUGUGCAAAGUGUCGUGAGCCUCCAAGAGCUGCUGGAAAGCCACCCUGACAGGCGGGCCUUGGCAGCCUGGCUCUUCAGGAACCUGUGCCUCCUGUGCCAGCAGAUAGAUGCCUCCUGCCCAUCCCUGGAUGUCACCAGGGCUAUGCUGUCCGAUUUUGUGGAGCUGCUGGUUUUGUGGGGAUUUCAGGAAAACUUGGAUCUGAGAAGAGUGGCAGAGUCUGGAACGAUGACCCAGGUGGCUGCCGACGUGCUGCGGAGCAUGCUCUCCUUUGCACUUGACGCUCUGGCUGCCGGCCUUCAGGAGGAGUCCUCAGAUCACAGGGUGGUGAGCUGCUGGCUUGGCGUGUUCCGGGCUCUCCCGUGUGGCAGGGUUUCUGCAGACGCGCUGAAGAGGUUCCUCAGCCACACUCUGACCCAGGUCCUCACUCACAGCCCUGUGCUGAAAGCAUCCGAUGCAAUUCAGAGGCAGCGAGAGUGGAGCUUUGCCAGGACCCACCCUCUGCUCACCGUGCUGUACCGCAGGCUCCUGUUGAUGCUGAGUCCAGAGGAGUCGGUCAGCCGUUUGCAGGAGGUUCUGGAGACGCAUGAGGUCAACUGGCAGCGCGUGCUCUCCUGUGUGUCCACGCUGGUCGUCUGCUUCCCAGAGGCAGCGCAGCUGGUGCAGGACUGGGUGGCCCGUUUGAUGGCCCACGCCUUUGAGAGCUACCACCUGGACAGCAUGGUCACCGCCUUCCUGAUCGUGCGCCAGGCUGCCCUGGAGGGCCCCUCUGCGUUCCCGUCCUACGCAGACUGGUUCAAGGCCUCCUUUGGCAGUGCUCGGGGCUACCACAGCUGCAGCAAGAAGGCACUGGUCUUCCUUUUCAAGUUCCUGUCCAGCCUCGUGCCCUGGGAAGCCCCCCGGUACAUGCAGGUGCAUGUUCUCCACCCGCCCCUGGUGCCUGGGAAGUUCCGCGCCCUCCUCGCUGACUACGUUGCCCUGGCUAGGACGCGACUGGCUGACCUCAAGGUUUCUCUGGAGAACAUGGGACUCUACGAGAAUUUGUCCUCAGCUGGGGACGUCACGGAGCCCUGCAGCCAGGCAGCCCAGGACGUGGAGAAGGCCCUGGUGGUGUUUGAGCACACGGGGAGGGUCCCGGUCCCCGUCAUGGAGGCCAGCAUUUUCAGGAGACCCUACUACCUGUCCCACUUCCUGCCCGCCCUGCUCACGCCGCGAGUGCUCCCAGCGGCCCCGGAUUCUCGAGUGGCUUUUAUCGAAGCCCUAAAACGAGCGGAUAAAAUCCCCCAGUCUCUGUACGCUGCCUACCGCCAGGCCUGCUGCGCUGCCGAGAAGCCCCCAGAAGGUGCAACCUCGGGAACAAGGGCAGAGUCCACCUGUGCCGAGGAGCCCAUAGGACCGCUCAGGGCCGCGCUGGGAGAGCUCAGAGCCUUGAUGGCGGACCCUACCCAGUGUGAUGCCAUAUCUGCUCAGAUGGCCCUGGUUUCUGAAGGGCUGCGCACAGCCUUGGGGCACGGGGAGGAUGGCGGCCCCCGUGGGGCUGGGAAGGUCCGGCUCAGCGUCCUUGCUCCAGGGCUCCAGCAGCCCGAGCAGCUGGUGGUGGACCUCCUGCUCACAGAGUUCUGUCAGAGCCUGAUGGUGGCCUCCAGCUCUGCCCCUCCAGAGAGGCAGGGCCCCUGGGCAGCCCUCUUCGUGAGGACGCUGUGUGGACCAGCGCUGCUCCCUGUGGUCCUUGCCCGCCUCUGCCAGCUGCUGCACCAGGGCCCACGCCUGAGUGCCCCACAUGUGCUGGGCUUGGCUGCCCUGACCGUCCACCUGGGUGAGCCUGGGUCUGCGCUUCCGGAGGUGGACCCAGGUCCUCCUGCCCCUGCCGGUGGCCUUCCUGUCCCCAGGUUCCUCGACAGCCUCGUGACGUGCCACACCAAGGAGUCCUCGCUCUUCUGCCUGAGGUUCUGCACGGCGGCGAUCUCUUACGCCCUGAGCAAGUUCCCUCCUCAGCCUCGAGGUUCCUGGUACAGCUGUUUGUCUCCAGGUCUUGUCAAAAAGUUUCAGUUUCUUGUGUUCAGAUUGUUCUCCGAGGCCCGAGCACCUCUCCCUCAAGGGGACGCAGCAGGCUUUCCCUGGGGACCCGUGUGCCCUUGCCCCUCAGACUGGAAGAUGGCUGCACUUGCCCUGUGGAGACAGGGCCGCUUCCAGGAGCUGCUUGCAGAGGGGUUUCGGCUAACCUUCAGAGACUGGCUGCAGCUGGAACUGGACAUCCAGCCUGGAGCUGAUGCCCUGUCGGACACAGAGAGGCAGGACUUCCACCAGUGGGCCAUCCACGAGCACUACCUCCCGGCACCCUGCGCUUCAGGCGGCUGUGACGGAGACCUGCAGGAGGCCUGCACGGUGCUGGUCAACGUGCUGAUGGACUCCUAUCGAAGCUCAAGGAGUUGGAACCACUCGGAGAGCUCCAGCUGGGUCCCUGGUGGCUGCUCAGGAAGUGGGGAUCUUCUUUCCAGGCUGCAGGAGAUGAUUCUCGACCUGGAACUGGAGCAAGGCGCAGCCUCUCGGGGACACUUUGUAUUCUCGGUGUUUUACAGCCGGCUCCAGCCUCUGGCGGGUGGGGCAGGUGUGGCCACCAGCCUCCAGAGACAGCAGGAGCUGCUUGCAUGCAGAUGGCUCCUCCUUCGCCUGCCUCCAUCUGUCCUGGUCGGCAGCCUGCAGGCCCAGCGGCCCGCCGCCGCCCUCUGCGAGGAGUUCUUCCACUUGGUCAACUCUGAGCUGAGAAACUUCUCCCAGGGAGGUGCCCUGACCCACGACAUCACCAUCCACUUCUUCAGGGGGCUCCUGAAUGCCUGUGCACGGAGCCAUGACCCCUUGCUGACAGCCAGCCUGACCCUGACUGAGUGCCAGACCAAAUGCCCCAUCCUUCUGACCUCUGCACUGGCGUGGUGGUCAAGCCUGGAGCCUGUGCUGCACAGUCGGUGGAGAAAAUGCUUCCAGAGCCCGCUGCCUCCUGAACUGCAGAGGCUGCAGGAAGCCCAGCAGUUUGCCAGCAACUUUCUGGCCCCUGGCUCGACUUCCCCUGCACCCAGCCCCGCCUGGGUCUCGGCUGCUGCGUUGCACUUUGCCCUGAAAGAAGUCACGACAGAAAGCAUCAGACAGCUGAAGAAGCUGGACUGCGAGAGAGAGGAGCUGCUGCUCCCCCUCUUCUUCUUUUCCUUGAUGGACCUGCUCUCAUCGCACCUGGCCCAAAACGACACGGCAGACCCCCUGAAGGCUGUGAACACCUGUGCUGAAGUCCUUGCGUGUUUGCAGAGGAGGAGGGUGGACUGGCUGGUGCUCUUCCAGUUGACGGAGACAGAUGCUGACCGAGGGCACCUUCUCCGCCUGGCCCCAGACCAGCUUACCAGGCUGUUGCCUUUUGCCUUCUACAGUCUUCUCUCUCACUUCAAAGACGACACGGUCACAGGGGAAGAGGCCUUUCUGCGUGUUGCUGUUGACAUGUACCUCAAGCUGGUCCACCUUUUCAUAGAUGGGGAGACCAGGGCUGUAUCAACUCCGGCCAGCAGGAGACUGCAGCUCCAUGACCGGUCCUCUCCCCAGCCUGGCAACCCUGUGCAACUGAUAACAGAAGCUCGGCUUUUUCUGCUGCAGUUAAUACCUCAGUGCCUGAAAAACAGCUCCUCAAACAUGGCAGAGGUAACCCAAGACACUCUUCUUGGGUCUGAUUUCACACCUUAGCUGAAGGCCCAACAGCCUCUCCCUGUGUCUUGGCACCAGGUCUGCAGAUGGGCUCCCUUGGGCUGUUGGUCCUGAGUAGUGGUUUCCUUCCGCACAGCUGCUGGCCGGGCGUGAAGACUGGGACCCUGAAGUGAGCAGUGCCCUCCUGAGUGGGCAGCAGGCUGUGCCCGACCCUGACCUCCACCAGGAGCCCCGUCUCUUCUGACUGGACUCUGCUCAGUGCACCAGCCUGGCUCCACUGUAAAUGAUUUAUUGCAAGCAUAACAUGACGCUCUUGUUGCACUAGAAGAUGGGUUACAAAUCUCCUUGACUGCUGUAGUUGGGAAGAGGAAUCAGUUAUUCUUAAUCUGUCUGCCUUAAGUUUCUCAGUACUUGGAAAAUAAGCUGGUGGUCCCAGAGUGGGUGACAGAAAGGCUGCACAACACAAGCCCCCCUUGACUAGCCAAGGGAGAGUGGCACCCUCCAUCCUGCCCAACAUGUGCCUACUGGGCACGAGGGGCAAGCAGAGCUGUGCCCCAGGGUAGGGAACGUGGAAAUGUCUUUAGACCCCACAUCACACCUGCUGAGUGCCAGCUUCUCUAAGUGCCACUGUCCCACCUGUCAUCCUCAGGUAGGCUCUGGCUUCACAGCCUGGCCCUCAGUGGCCCCAGAGGGGCUUGGGGGCCCAGGUGGUGGCUCUGCCUCUAGGGGUAGGGCUUUGUCCUGGGUCUGUGUCAGAGGGUGCACCAUGGACAUGUGCACAUUGAGGUUGUGGGCCUUCUCAAAUCGCCGGCCGCACUGGUCACAGGCAAAGUCCAGCUCCGUCUCCGCCUUAUGUUUGGUCAUGUGGUACUUGAGGGAUGCACGCUGCCUGCACUGGAACCCACAGACUUCACACCUGGGGACAGAGGCAGGUGAGAGAGGCUGCACACGGGUCCCAGCCUCCAGGCACCCAGACCACACUUACUGCAACGGCUUGGCUCCUGAAUGGCGCAUCUGGUGAACAAGAAGGUGCUUCCUCUGCUUGAAAGUCUGCCCACAUUCAUCACAGAUGUAGUUGCGUACCUCUGGAGACCAGAAAGGGAGUGAGCAUGGGUCCCCAAAACAUCAGCCCCAUGAGGGUCUGGCUAAGACCCAGGAAGAAUAGUUUAUGACCUGGCACAAACAUGGUGGGCCAUGUCAGGGGCCCGUUUACAGAUGGAUGUUUUCCUGAGACCAACAAAAGCUUCCGAAUGGUAUAGAAAUACCACCUGGCUUCUGGGCAGGCGUGGUGGUACAGGUCUGCAGUUCCAGCCACUCAGGAGGCUGACAGGAGGAUCCCAGAAUCCCAAGUUUGAGGCCAGCCUGGGCAACUUAAACUUAGCAAGACCCUGUCUCAAAAUGAAUUAAAAGGGCUGGGGAUGUAGCUCAGUGGUAGAGCACCCCUGGCCAUUGUUAUUCAAAAAAGAACAAAAAACCUGGGAAUAACAAUGUCCAGCAAUAACAAAUGUCACAUGGAUGGGUUUCAUGGUGAAUGAUCUGGCAAUCAAACCACUGUGUACAAGGCUCUAGUGUUUGAGGAUGGCCCCUGUAGCAUGUCUGUCGGGAGGGAUCUGCAGGCUCAGGCCAGCAGCAUCUGGGACACUGCAAUCCCAAGGGAGCCCAGUGGGGCCCUCUGCAGGAGGCAGCCGAGGGUGGUGGUGGGAGGCUCACUGUCCUUAAUGUGUUUGAUUUUCACACAUCUACAAGGUACACAAGUCAUAACCUGAGAAGGACGGAUCAUUCUACAGAAGUGAACCCACAGGGGUACCAGAUU
This is a messenger RNA of Sciurus carolinensis (gray squirrel), 6034 nucleotides long. RefSeq names its product FA complementation group A (gene Fanca). The record is from RefSeq and is a predicted model, not a curated record. Gene Ontology annotation, cellular component: Fanconi anaemia nuclear complex. Gene Ontology annotation, biological process: interstrand cross-link repair; regulation of regulatory T cell differentiation. The transcript is spliced from 42 exons. NCBI's taxonomy places the organism in Eukaryota, Metazoa, Chordata, Mammalia, Rodentia, Sciuridae. The coding region runs from base 25 to 4260 and encodes 1411 amino acids.